UGAACGUCCUCUUUUCCAUAUAUCCGUCUCCAAUGGAAAUACGUUCAAGAUGGCGUCGCUCAUUGACAACUAUGAGCAACAAUACGCCGUUUUGACAGCUGACAUUACUGCAAAAAUUGGUAGAAUAAGAACACAAAGCGGCAAUGAGAAAAGGCUGUCCAUUCAAGAUGUGGAUAGGCAGAUCGAAGAGGCUCAAGAACUGCUCGAGCAAAUGGAAUUGGAGGUUCGUGGGGUGAAUGGUGCAGCACGUGAUCGCUUGCGCGGUCGAGUAGAGAGUCAUAGGGCAGAAUUAAAACGAUUGACACAAGAAUUUCAAUCAGCCAAAAAGGCAAAGGAUGAAAGUAUUGAAAUAAGCAGGGAAGAUUCAUGGGAGAAUAAUAUUACAGAGGACCAGAAAAAAAGAUUAUUAGAUACCUCGGAACAAAUAGACCGCACAGGUAGAACUUUACAGAAUGGAUAUCGAAUGGUAUUAGAAACAGAAGAAAUUGGUUCUCAAGUAUUGAAGGAACUGCACGAGCAAAGAGAGACGAUUCAAAAAGGAAGAGCAAGGUUACGAGAUACGGAUGCAGAGCUAGGUCGUGGUUCACGUUUACUCUCGGGAAUGAUGUUUAGAAGUCUUCAACAAAGAAUUAUUUUAGCAGUAGUGGGAUUAACGCUUAUAAUUGUUGCUUGUAUUGUCAUGUACUAUAGCUUUAAAUCUAAAAGCUAAAGAUGAAAGUAGAACGAACGUUUUGGUCGGCAGAUAUUGGUUCAGAAGCCAUAUUUAAUAUUCACUCAAUUUCAGGUAACCACAUGCCAACGUCACCGGUAUGAUGCCAGCCGAAUUCAUCGAUAACUUGAGCGGUUCUUUCGGGAUCCUUGAAGUACCCUACGAAAACGUUGGUGCCUUUUACGCACACUUCGCCUUGAUUCUUCUUCGCAAAGUAUUCCAU
Molecule: messenger RNA, 932 nt
Organism: Bombus huntii
Lineage: Eukaryota; Metazoa; Arthropoda; Insecta; Hymenoptera; Apidae
Gene: Vti1a
Product: vesicle transport through interaction with t-SNAREs homolog 1A-like
Exons: 5
Coding region: 50-709 (219 amino acids)
Biological process (GO): retrograde transport, endosome to Golgi; Golgi to vacuole transport; macroautophagy
Cellular component (GO): Golgi apparatus; ER to Golgi transport vesicle membrane; endoplasmic reticulum membrane
Molecular function (GO): SNAP receptor activity; SNARE binding
Source: RefSeq, a predicted model, not a curated record